CAUGACGCAGCGUGUACCACUUGGUUUGUAUCCGAUGAUAGUCGCGCGGAGGUUUUGAUGAUUAAUGUCACGGUCAAUUGUGCUGUCCUGUGUCUGCUUCUCAACGAGUACUAUACGCCAGUGCAAGAGAUGCACGUGGAUUGUUGAGGAAUACGUCGCACGCGUCCGAUCAACGACGACGACGACGACAACAACAACAACGACGACGACGACGGCAACAAACGUACUUGACGCGAUCUAUUAAAAUGGUAGAGCCUAUCUUCGACUAUCAGUUUCGACUGAUACUGAUCGGCGACAGUACAGUAGGGAAGAGCUCUCUCCUCAAGUACUUCACCGAUGGCAAAUUCGCAGAGCUUUCAGAUCCAACUGUUGGUGUAGAUUUUUUUGCAAGAUUAAUAGAAGUUAAAGAUGGGACAAGAAUAAAAUUACAAUUGUGGGAUACAGCUGGUCAAGAGAGAUUUAGGUCAAUUACAAAAUCCUACUACAGAAACUCUGUUGGAGCACUUCUUGUUUACGAUGUUUGCAACAGAGCAAGUUUUGAACAUAUUCCUCAAUGGAUGAUGGAAGCCCGCAGACAUAUUGAGCCACAUCGUCCGGUAUUUGCUUUAGUAGGCUGUAAGUUGGAUUUAGUAACUAAUGGUGGUAGACGAGAAGUAUCAAAGGAAGAAGCUAGAGCAUUUGCUGAUGAGCAUGGUAUACAUCAUAUUGAGACCAGUGCAAAAACUGGUGUAAACGUUGAAGAAGCAUUUCGAACGGUUACACAAGAAGUUUAUAACAGGAUACAAACAGGCGAAUACAAAGUAGAGGAUGGUUGGGAUGGCAUCAAAACUGGCUUUGCCAGACCUGGUGGUUUAGAUUUUAAUCUAGUCGAAGCAGAACCAGCAAAGACUUCGUGUUGUUAAGUUAUUGUUUUAAUCCACUAAAAAAAAAACUAAAGAUUUAAGAAUGCAGAUAGAAUAGUUAUUUUAGAGAAAAAUAAUUGCGUAUGUUUUAAUAAGACGACAUAAAAAAUGUAUGUUUAUACUCAUUUAUGCAUUGUAGCAUCCUGGCUAUAAAGUUAUUUAUCACUUUAAUAUAAAUCAUUCUAUUUAGUGUUUGUGUAACUAUUUUAUCAGUGUCUAACAGUUACAUAUAUUGUAGAUACAUUUUUUUAUCGAGGUGAUGAAUAACUUUCUACUGCAUUCUUGUUUUAGGGAAAAGGCUUACAAUUAUUAUUGAAAAUUAUGUAUACGUCUAUGAACUAGACAUUUUUGUAUAUAGCUUGUAUAAAUAUCAGAUGACUAACAAAGUUCAUAUAGUUUUUCAGAAUAUAAUCGAAUAUACUGAGUCUAAUUAAGUGUAAAAGAGUAAACAAAAAUGUAUUUUCUUGAUAAAUAAGUACUAUUAAAAGCAAUGAUUUUAAUUUAUGAAUUGAUAAAUGUUAUAUUUGUAGAAUUUUCAAUUUCCAUUUUUGUAUUAGCGAUAUAAAUAGCUAAACGAUUCUUAGUUUAAGACAUAGAAUUUAAAACAGAUGUUCAUUUUUAGAACUUGAAGGAAAAAUGUUCAUAUUCAAUAUAUACUCUGGUUACAAAGUUACUAAUUGCAUAUGCAAUCGUUUAAUUAUUAAUAUGAAAAACAUAGCAAUUGAAUUAAAACUAUUUGUAAAAAAUAGAACCAAUUUUUUUUUAUCAAAUACUACGAAUCCGCAUAUGAUGAAUAAAAUUGUGUUAGCCGCUCCUACCCCAAUGAACAAAAUAUUAGUAGUAUACUGACAGAUUAGUAGCAAUUCAAUUAAUAGUAAUUCAAUCAGAAUCCCAUAACAAAACAAUCUGUAUCUGUAUUAGAUUCGUGUUCGAUAGGGUCUGCUAACAUGAUUUGACGACAGUUUAGCGACGGAAACCGAAGAGAUUUUGCCACCAAAUUGUAUGCAGCAGGCUCUGCUCGGUUUUUGUCGCCAAUCUACAGUCAAUCUGAUAGCAUAGCAUAUCAGCAAACUCUUUCAGAUUUGACAGUUUGACAACAUCAUUAGAUAAAAUAGAUUCUAUAAAAUUUGUAACCUUUCUAGGAUCAGAAAUUUAUAACAAACUCUGCUCAGCAGAUGUUGCUAUAUCUACAUGCACAGAUUGGCUAUCUGGGGCCCUAUGCAAAUAUACAAAUUUUUAUCUCUUUUGAAUGGUAUGCAUAUUCUGUCCAAUGUUUGAAAAGAACUAUUGUGCCAAGUUUAUAUUCUAAAGUUAAGUAUGCUGGAAUGACAGCAAUUGGGAUAGCUAUUUCUUUAUCUAGUAAUAACUGUGAAUGUCUCACAUGUAUGUGUAUUGCCCGAAAUGUUAGUGGACUUGAGAUGGUAAUUCAAAAAAUAUAGACAUCGCCUAAUCGUAUUCGAUAAAGUCAGAAAUUACCCAUAAUUUUGGGCUUUACUUAGAAACAUUUUUAUGAUUUGCUUAACGACACACACAAAGAAAAUCUUGAGAUUAUAUAUAAUUUCUGACUUAACCGAAAUAAACAACUGUAUUUUCUAAGCGAUAUUAGAUUUAUCAACACAUUGCGUGGACUCUGAUGAUAACGCAUUUACAAAAUUUUUACCAGUGCGUUAACUUUAUAGAUUGCGAAUUUUGUUCGUCAUCUGAUACAUUAACAAUAUAACAUUGCAACAUAUGAGGGUUGAAUUAGGAUUGUUUUUGUAUGAAAUAUUGUAUAAAACACUUCAUAUAUCUCUCCAUAAAGAAUUUUCACAAUCGGGCUUUGAUGUAUUUUGUUGAACGAACCCACGAUGUUAUUAAAUGAAAGAUAACGGCUGUGGUGAAUGCUUUGUUGAAUUCACUUUCUUUGUAUAAUAAAAAUUUAUUUCUACAGUA
Molecule: messenger RNA, 2834 nt
Organism: Odontomachus brunneus
Lineage: Eukaryota; Metazoa; Arthropoda; Insecta; Hymenoptera; Formicidae
Gene: Rab39
Product: ras-related protein Rab-39B
Exons: 3
Coding region: 246-902 (218 amino acids)
Biological process (GO): Rab protein signal transduction
Cellular component (GO): Golgi membrane
Molecular function (GO): GTPase activity; GTP binding
Source: RefSeq, a predicted model, not a curated record